Gossypium arboreum is the source of this 396-nucleotide messenger RNA. RefSeq names its product ras-related protein RABA5a-like. The coding region runs from base 1 to 396 and encodes 131 amino acids. Gene Ontology annotation, cellular component: endosome. The transcript is spliced from 4 exons. Gene Ontology annotation, molecular function: GTP binding; GTPase activity. The record is from RefSeq and is a predicted model, not a curated record. Lineage: Eukaryota; Viridiplantae; Streptophyta; Magnoliopsida; Malvales; Malvaceae.
AUGGCUUUUGUUUCAGAGGAAGAAAAAACUGAGGAUUACCUUUUCAAGAUUGUACUAGUUAGUGAUUCAGCUAUUGGGAUAUCGAAUUUACUUGCAAGAUUUGCUGGGAAUGAGUUCUACCCAAAUUCAAAGUCAACCAUAGUAGUAGAGUUUCAAACUCAGAAGUUAGAUAUAAAUGGGAACGAAGUUAAGGUUCAUCAAGCAGGAUUGAGAGGUGAAAAGAUCGAUGUUGUUGUUAAGGUGCAACAUCCGAGAAUCCGGGAUCUUAUGAUGACCGACAUCCGUAACUUGCAAGCAUUUGCACUAUACAUUCAGAAGAAUGAUGUCAAAUUUGAUCUGUUUUCCGUUACCAAGGAAAUGGAAAAGAAGGUAGAGCAAGAAGGCGAUGAAGUUUGA